Molecule: messenger RNA, 3225 nt
Organism: Monopterus albus (swamp eel)
Lineage: Eukaryota; Metazoa; Chordata; Actinopteri; Synbranchiformes; Synbranchidae
Product: vang-like protein 1
Exons: 11
Coding region: 214-1875 (553 amino acids)
Biological process (GO): multicellular organism development
Cellular component (GO): membrane
Source: RefSeq, a predicted model, not a curated record
CUUAAAUGAAUAGGACAUACAUCUGAGGAAAAAGGUCAAUGUGGCUACUAAAGCUGCUCUCUGGGGUAGUUGUCAGUUGCCGUGGAUUCCUGAGGUCUGUCACUAUAGCAACCCAUCCCUGCUCCUGAUCACUGCUGCCAACAUACCCUUUCUGCCACACGACGAGUCUCUCUUCAUCCUACUGGCCAAUCACCGGCUCUGAACUGUGCUGGAAUGGACACCGAGUCGACCCACUCGGGCUACUCCUACCACUCCAGCCGCUCCGGGCGUUCAAACCGACAUGGGGAUCGAAGCCAUGAGCGGCACAAGCCCAGCAGCAGUAAAGACAGCAGUCGCUCUGAGAGGUCCGUUGUCAUAAACCCCCCUGACACGCCAUCCCAGGACUCCCCUGUUCACAAUGGAGAGCCACUGCCUGGAGAACCCACAUCAGCAGCAGAUCAUGGAGAUGAUGCCCAGGAUGAUAACUGGGGAGAAACAACCACCGCGGUGACAGGCACCUCAGAGCUGAGUGUUUCCCAGGAGGAAGUGGUUGGCCUUGGGAAGGAAAUACAGGACCGGACCCAAGGCUUCCGCCGCUAUCUUCCCCUGGCUGUGGGCUCAUGUGUGGGGCUGCUGGUGUUGGCCACACCCCUGGUCUUUUUGCUCCUUCCUGCAGUAAUAUGGCCAGACAGGUUGCAGGCUUGUGGCACAGCCUGUGAGGGACUCUUCCUCUCCAUCUCCUUCAAGCUCCUUAUCCUCCUGGUGGCCAUAUGGGCCUUGUUUCUCAGACCGGGCCGCGCCAGUCUGCCCAGAGUGUGUGUGUACCGUGCCUUCCUCACCACACUCACUCUCCUGCUCACCAUGUCUUACUGGCUUUUCUAUGGGGUCCGGAUCCUUGAUGCUCAGGACGAGGACUACCAUGGUAUUGUCCAGUUUGCUGUGUCCCUUGUGGACUCCCAGCUGUUUGUCCACUACCUGGCCGUAGUGUUGCUGGAGCUCCGCCAGCUCCAACCCUGCUACAGCAUCUGCGUUAUCCGCUCCACAGACGGGGAGACACGUCACUACAACAUAGGACAGCUCAGCAUUCAGAGGGCUGCUCUGUCCAUUUUGGAGUAUUACUACAGAGAUUUCCCAGUCCAUAACCCAGCACUUCUCUCUGCUGCAAAGCACCGGGCUGCCAAACACCUGGCUGGUUUAAAGGUCUACAACGUAGAUGCCCCAGGGAACACAGCAGGGGCUCAGUCCAGUAACGGGAAUCAGUCACGGGCGAUAGCUGCCGCCAAACGCAAAGAUAGCGCCCACAGUGAGCUGUACUAUGAAGAGGCCGACUACGAGAGAAGAGUCCGCAAACGUAGAGCCAGGCUGGUGGUGGCUGUAGAGGAGGCCUUCACUCAUGUCCGGCGGAUGAAGAAAGAAGAUGAGAUUGCAACACCUUCUGACAUUAUGGAUGUGCGUGAAGCAGCUCUUGCCAUAUUUCCAUCUAUGGCUCGUGCCCUGCAGAAAUACCUCCGCACUACCAGGAGGCAGCACUGCCACAGCAUGGAGAGCAUCCAGAAACAUCUUGCUUUCUGCCUCAUCAAUAACAUGAGCCCUAAAGCCUUCCUUGAGGCCUACUUGGCCCCUGGUCCGACCCUGCAGUAUGGCCCUGAGCGCUGGAUGGCUGAUCAAUGGACUUUGAGUAUCUUUUUGUCCUUGUCGCUGUGCUGGGAGACAAAAAAAGACAGUGAAAGACAGAAAACAGGAGGGAAUGUGCUUGGAUUUCUCAGUCCUGACACAGUUCAGGUAUUUCUCUAUGCACUUCAAAUGACCCUCACAAAUGUUCUUCUUCCUUUAUUUGCAUGUGCCAGUGUGUGCCUGUGUGGGAGAGGUUAUGAUUUAGGAGUGUGUGUGAUUUAGGAUGCAAAAGUGUGUAUGUUGAGUGUAGUAUAAUCUGAGUUUGUCUCAACUUUUAUCCCCUUUCUCCGUAGCGUUACUAUAGUAACCAAGACAUUUGAUAUAAACUAAACCUUUUUCACCAAAACCUUUCUACGUCUUAGCAAUGCUUAUUUAACUGUCCUGUGUUACAGAUGUAUGUACAGUAUUUAUAUGUGAAUAUAAUUUCUUCUGCCACACUUUUAAAUCAAUUGUGCUUUUUUAAACGUGUUGUUUAAUCGUGUUUGUCUGCGCUUUGUGGUGAUAACCUGAUUGUAAAUAGCUGAAGAUGUGUUUGUAAGUGUCAGACAGAUCACUGGAGUCUCCUGAACUGAAUGUCAACCACAGUACAGCUGAAUACAAAGGGCCUAGCCGAUAGAUUGUGAACAAACACAUCUGACUGCUUGUUAUGUUUGCAUUUGUACAGUUAAGUGUGUGCUAAUUUUUCUUGUAGGCCAGGAGAGAGAUUUAAUGUUUGGACAGCUCUGAGGUUCACGUGGCUGACAUUUUUAUAUCUCAUGCUAAAGUUUAUGCUUUUGUCCUUGUUUGAUUUCAGAACUGUGCCCCUUAUUUGAUCCUAACACACCAUAAAGAGGAGUAGAGGAAUGUAUUUUCUCUGCAUAACAUAAAUCCUGAUAGCCAAAUGAAUUACAGCAUACCGAGCAACGAGAUUCUCAUAAAACAAUGCACUGAUUACAGGAGGUAUUUCAGAAGAUUUUUUUUCUCUGACAUAAAAUCCCUGGCUAAAAUUAAUAGACACUUGAUUCUUCCUGGCAAGUGUUUAAAGAAGUGAAAACAUAGUGUAAAUUAAAGCAUCUUAGAUUAAAUCCACCCACUGUCAGUAUUUUGUCUGUGAACAUUACCGCCACCUAUCGACCACUACUGGAACAGGAACACUAUCAUGAGUAACAGUCACACUGUUUGGAUGAAUAUUUUGAUGUGUUUUUAGAUCCUCUGCGUGUGUUACAACAUUAUAUUGUAAAUGUAUAUUUACAGAAGUGUUACUGUGGUCACUGACGGUGUAGUUUGGUUUAGGAUUUUAGAGUGUUACAGUUGUAAAUACUUUCUGACUACACAUAUGCCUCAGUUAUACAUAUUAAGGAUCUGCUCAGCAUACAUGUGACGUUUUCAAGUGUGCUUCUGUCUGUGUGUGUGUGUGUGAGAGAGAGAGAGACAGAGAAGAAGUGAGUAGAAGAGAAUAAAAGAAAACAGAUUGUACAUUUGGGAAAGCAAACAUCAUGCAGGUCCAUCUUCUUUCAUGCAAGAGAACAUGUCAAGUCAGCAGCUGUGUCAAAGUCACAUUUUUACAAAAAUAAAUAUUUGUAUUGACAUUUU